GAAAGAGAAGGGAAAAAAAAAAAAUGAGAGGAAAAGAAAAAAGAAGAAAAUAAGAAAAAGAAUAUCCGAAUUUGUGCGAAGCAUGAGGAUGAUAUCUACAAACAAACAUAGAUUAUAGGGUAGUUAAUUGAAGGAGCUGUUUGGCUGCAAAUUACAAAAUUAUUCCCAGAAAUGGCGAGAGUCUCCAUGACACGGUCCUCUAUCCCUUUCCUCAACUCCUCUCCUUCAGACCUUCGCCGAGUCAAUCGACACUCAGUUAUGGCUUUUGCGAGUUUGAAGAAGGAGACUUCGAGUCUCGGAGCGCGAGUUACAGAAGGCCAAGGCAAUUUACCCAAGGUUGUCCUCACUUCUCCUCACGGCAGUGAGGCUGAAUUAUAUUUAUUUGGAGGUUGCAUCACAUCCUGGAAAGUUUCCAACAAGGAUCUGCUUUUUGUUCGGCCAGAUGCUGUAUUCAAUGGGCAGAAACCAAUCAGUGGAGGUGUUCCACAUUGUUUCCCACAAUUUGGACCUGGCCCAAUGCAGCAGCAUGGAUUUGCAAGGAAUAUGAAUUGGUCAAUUGUUGAUUCUCAAGAUGUGGAAGGAAAUCCUGCUGUUACUCUAGAGCUUAAGGAUGGUCCAUACAGUCGUGCUAUGUGGGAUUUCAGCUUUCAAGCUAUGUACAAGAUCAUUCUUGAUGCAAAGAGCCUUUCAACAGAACUAGUGAUUACAAAUACUGAUAACAAGCCAUUUUCAUUUAGUACUGCCCUGCACACAUACUUUAGUGCUUCUGUAUCAGGUGCAUCUGUGAAAGGAUUGAAAGGUUGCAAAACACUGAACAAAGAUCCAGAUCCCAAAAAUCCACUGGAGGGUGAGGAGGAAAGGGAUGUGGUCACUUUCCCUGGAUUUGUAGAUUGCGUUUACCUUGAAGCCCCUAGUGAAUUACUCCUUGAUAAUGGUUUGGGAGAUAAGAUAACCAUCCAAAAUACAAGUUGGACAGAUGCUGUUCUGUGGAACCCGUUUCUUCAGAUGGAAGCAUGCUACAAAGAUUUUGUAUGCGUUGAAAAUGCUAAGAUUGGAAAAGUAGAGCUAGGGCCCAACCAGUCUUGGGCUGCUACCCAACAUCUAAGCGUUGGCUGAAGUGUAUCAGAGCAUUGCUCUCCAAGCAUGUAGAGUAAAAUUUUCCUUGCUUCGUAUUUUCUCUUUUCUGAAUACUGUUCAGAAGAGUUGGUGAAAAAGCAUGUAUCUAUACUGGCCAAUGCUAUAAAUUUUCUUUCUUCAUUUUUGGCUAAUGCAAAUAAUGUUAACACCA
Messenger RNA from Camellia sinensis, 1288 nucleotides. RefSeq names its product Galactose mutarotase-like superfamily protein. The record is from RefSeq and is a predicted model, not a curated record. Gene Ontology annotation, biological process: carbohydrate metabolic process. Gene Ontology annotation, molecular function: carbohydrate binding; glucose-6-phosphate 1-epimerase activity. Lineage: Eukaryota; Viridiplantae; Streptophyta; Magnoliopsida; Ericales; Theaceae. Gene Ontology annotation, cellular component: cytoplasm.